UUCAUAUCAUUUCAGGAUAUCAACUUUUCAGCAGAAGGAACAUCAGGAGCCAAGGGGUCUACUUAAACCUGUAGUUGCUGCUCACAAAAUGAGGAUGCAGACUCUGAAUUGUUGGUUUAGAUGUUCUUCAUGCAAGAGCAAUAUACUGAAGGAGAGAAGUAUGCUAUGUUGAUCAGUGAUUUCAAGGAAAGCUUAGAACGUUGAAACAAAGUUGCAAAUGAUACAAGACUUCUAAGUAAUGGGAGGCUCCCUCUAAUAAAUGGACGAUAAAGGCUACUUAUCUAAAGUGCUUUGAGCGCAAGAAAGAGCUGUCUUCAGCACUGCACUGAGCGUCUACUUUUUGCUGCUUACAUGAGCUUGGUCAUUUCCUUACCAUUUGCAUUCCAUAUUGGAAGAAGAGAUUUUUAUGCAUGAAAAAUGCCUUUGUUUAGUAAAUCACACAAAAAUCCAGCAGAAAUUGUGAAAAUUCUGAAAGACAACAUGGCCAUUUUGGAAAAACAAGAAAAAAAGACAGAAAAGGCUUCAGAAGAAGUGUCAAAAGCACUGCAAGCAAUGAAGGAAAUUCUGUGUGGUACAAAUGACAAGGAGCCCCCAACAGAGGCAGUGGCUCAACUGGCACAAGAACUCUACAACAGUGGGCUGCUGGUGACACUGAUAGCUGAUCUGCAGCUCAUAGACUUUGAGGGAAAAAAAGAUGUGACCCAGAUAUUUAACAACAUCCUGAGAAGACAGAUAGGCACUCGCUGUCCUACUGUGGAAUACAUCAGUGCUCAUCCUCACAUCCUCUUUAUGCUCCUCAAAGGAUAUGAAGCCCCACAGAUUGCCUUACGUUGUGGGAUUAUGCUGAGAGAAUGUGUUCGAUAUGAACCACUUGCCAAAAUUAUCCUCUUUUCUGAUCAAUUCAGAGAUUUCUUCAAGUAUGUGGAGUUGUCAACAUUUGAUAUUGCAUCAGAUGCCUUUGCUACUUUUAAGGAUUUACUAACCAGACAUAAAGUGUUGGUUGCAGAUUUCUUAGAACAAAAUUAUGACACUAUUUUUGAAGACUAUGAAAAACUGCUGCUGUCUGAAAAUUAUGUGACUAAGAGACAAUCUUUAAAGCUGCUAGGUGAACUGAUCCUAGAUCGUCACAACUUUGCCAUUAUGACCAAAUACAUCAGCAAGCCAGAGAACCUGAAACUCAUGAUGAACCUCCUUCGUGACAAAAGCCCCAACAUCCAGUUUGAAGCUUUUCACGUCUUUAAGGUGUUUGUGGCCAGUCCUCACAAAACACAGCCAAUUGUGGAGAUUCUGCUGAAAAAUCAACCCAAACUCAUUGAGUUUCUAAGCAGCUUCCAAAAAGAAAGGACAGACGAUGAGCAGUUCACAGACGAGAAGAACUACUUGAUUAAACAGAUUCGCGACUUGAAGAAAGCAGCCCCAUGAAGCCCCACCACUGCCUGCCACAGCCAUUUGUCUCCCUCACUCUGUUUGUAUAUCAUUUUAGAAAGUCAUUGUUCUUGGGAAGGCUUGGGAGGUGCCUGGUUUUUCUCAAUUAAUUGUUUGGGGUAGAUGGGAUAUAAACAUUUGAAUGAAGAAAAUUAAUCUAGAAUAAUAUAUUCAUUUUAAUCAAAUGAUUAUGUGAAAUCAGAGCUAUUAGGCAUUUGACAAAAGCAACUUUGAAG
Dipodomys ordii (Ord's kangaroo rat) is the source of this 1661-nucleotide messenger RNA. It is a transcript of the gene Cab39l, whose product is annotated as calcium binding protein 39-like. The transcript is spliced from 11 exons. Gene Ontology annotation, biological process: intracellular signal transduction. The record is from RefSeq and is a predicted model, not a curated record. Gene Ontology annotation, molecular function: protein serine/threonine kinase activator activity. NCBI's taxonomy places the organism in Eukaryota, Metazoa, Chordata, Mammalia, Rodentia, Heteromyidae. The coding region runs from base 418 to 1422 and encodes 334 amino acids.